GGACAUACAAAAUGGCAGAGAAACUAAACACGCUGACAGUACACCAGCACCCAGAAGCAACUUCCCUAUCUCUCUGCUGGAAAAUUUCCAAGGAAUAGAGAGAGCACAGAGACUCUUAGUGGCAGCAGGACUCAGAGGUAGGGUGCAGGGGGGCUAUUGUGACAUGCUCCAGGGAAGGGCAGCUGUGCCCUUGGCUAAGGAAGGCCCGGCCCAGAGGGGCAAGGGAGCCGGCGGACAUGGAGCGGAAGGGGCAGCCCUCCCAGGCUCCGGAGGGCAGGAAGGCGGAGCCGCAGCAACAGGCUCUCGCCCAGAACAUCGAGGGCCACGGCCAGGUGCUGCUGCUGCGCGCGCUCUGGCAGCAGGAUGAGCCGUGCCUGGCCCUGCAGGACAUUCUGGAGCAGGCCCCAACAAACAGGCCCGCCGGUCCUUCGUCCAUCCGAGCCCCAAGCAGUCGCAGCAGCUCCAACGGCUGCUCCAGGCUGCGUCGCAAGCGCUCGGGCGACAGGUCUUCGAACGGCGCGGACUGCCCGGCAGCCAAGUCCAAACGCUCCACCCAGAAGCUGCCGGAUCACAAGCUCCGGGAUGACGCCCCGCGUGAGUGUGAGCCAGAGGCAGCUCGGGCUGUGCCCCGGGCCCCCGGGUCCGGGACCGCGGAGGAUCCGGCGUCUGGAGGCCGGGACUCGCCGCAGCCUCCGGAGCCUCCCGAGCCUCCGGAGCCCGGCGCGCGGCUGCUCCUGGUGCUGUGCCGCGUGUCCGCGCUGCGCUCGCAGCUCCCGCGGCUGCAGCUGCUCCUGCAGCAGGUGCACGCCCAGCACCGCGGCCCGCCCGCCGCGCUGGUCGGGAUCGUGGUGCAGCCGCGGCCGGACGAGGAGGCUGAGGCGCGCCGCCUCAUGGAAACCCUGCUGUGCGGCGCCUUCGCGCCGCACAGCCCCGCCGUGGAGGUGCACACGGCCGUGUUCAGCCCCAACCGCCCCGAGGGUACCCUGGACGUCCAGCGCGCCGCCAAUGGAGCGCACCAUGUCCCGGCGCGAGGCUGCGUCCACCUAGUGGAUGGACAGACUCAGACGGAUGAAGACCUUCAAGAAAGCACUCCAGUCAUCGUAAUUCACGUGCUCCAAGCUCUCGGGACUGCGGCUGUGGCUCUGGGGGCCCUGGGAGCCGCCUACCACAUCAUUGAGUCCUUGUGAACAACGCCCCGGCUCACAGUCCAGCAGAUCCAGCUUCCAUCAGGGAUCUCCCUUGUCGCCAAAAUAGAACAGUAACACCAAAAGAAUUCUGUUUCUGUAGUGUGUUUUACCCAGAGACGCAACAGUUGGGCUUGGCAAAGAACUUGGUAAGGGAUGUAAGGGGGCGGGGGGUGGCUUGGUGGCUUUCUGAGCCCCAGGUAAACCAGGGUGGGAUCCUGCCAUUCCUACCGGAGGCCGCAGACCCCCAAGUGAAGGCAGCUUUCUCUACACACACUCACAGAACAACCUGUUUCCAAUGUUCCCAUUCUAAAAGCAGGAAUUAUACAAGCUCAGCCAACACCUCACCUAACCAGUCAGCUCUGCUUCCCGGCAGGAGGUCAUCCCAGUUGGUGGGAACAGGAGGGAGGCGCUGGCUCCCUUCCAGGCCUGCACCGCGGAGAGGAGAGGCCCUGUGCCCGGCAGCACUCGUCUCUGGGACACGGCUUCAUGCAGCUGCAGCUGCACCUGCAAUGGGGGAGGCGCAGGGGCCCAGUGAGGCGUGGCCUGCAGUCUGUGGUCUGUCCUGGUGACUUAGCUGCACUGGGCCAGGGCCCAGCUCCUGAGCAGCUGAGGCUGCGUCUUGGUUCCAGGUGAUCCCGGAAAACAGUAUAGGGAAGAGACGUGUGAGACAGGAGAGGAAGGAGAGUCGCAGUGGCCACUGAGAGCCACUGAAACGUAAUCCUGCUGGGGCGAUUCUAAGCCACAGAACACAGGGCUCAGAAAAGUUCCACCCAAGAGGGGUGAUUCACAUACCCGUCCUGUCGGUGGUUAAAGGCUGCUGGGAGGGAGGUGGUUAAUUCCCCUGCACUUUUGGCCGCUCUAGAAAGGAAGACUGCGGGCAAAGACAUGCAAUGGUGGAUGUUGGAGGUCCAGAAUGCCUACAGCAGCUGUGCAGGCCAGGGGAUAUGAAUGGGGGCAGGCGACCCUGAACUCAGGCAAGGGAGUGCACAGAGCCCGGGCGACCUAUUGCAACUCUAAUUAGUGCUCAGGCUAAGAACCAGCAGGACGACCCUUGGGGAGGCAGGAAGCCACAGCGCAAGUGUGAUUGGGCAGGUGGGCCAGGCCAGUUACCCAGAACCCAGGGCCCACCCACCACCUCCCAAUCCCAGGAUUUCCUUCCCUAACAGGUGCUGGUAGAUUGGGAGGGGCUAGCCCUGGGGUGACCGGAACCCUUUCUGGGGUGCCAGCCUCCCAGAGAGAAAUGCCGACUUCCGGGAGGAGUGGGGUCACGUCCAGUCCUGUCCUGCAGGUCAGGAUGGAAGGGCCCCAUGGCCCCUGCCUCUGGUCAGUCUCGCUCCUCUUCCCGAAGAUACUGAGCUCCUUUUUCUGGCACGUUCAUUAGGUCCCCUUUCAUUGUACAUGCUGAACAACCUAACCCAAACUGGUCUGAGCAAAACAGCAACGUAUUGACUCCUAUACAAGUCAAGAAAGAGUUCCAGUUCAGCCGUGGCUUGUUCUGGGGGUGCAGGCCACGGCCCAGAACAAUCCCCCUCUCUCUGCUUUUGCAGCCUCGGUUCCAAGCUCAGGCAGGCUUUUCCCACAGGGCGGCCAGGUGGCUGCAGCUACAACAGCCCACAGCCUCUGAAGAUCAAGUCUGUCAGGGAAGGCAGCCUGUCCCCCAGUGGUCAAAGGCUCUUAUUAGGUCUUUUGUCCCUCCCGGAACCCGUGAUCUGCUCAGGGGAACGCAGUGCUCCGACUGGCCAAGCUGGGCCUGCACAACCACCUUCGGAACUGAGGGUCAAGGCCAUGGAAAGUAUGAGGCUGAGAGCAGGGAAAAGACAAAAAAACAGUAAUUUCUGGUAACCUGUCACCAAAAGAAAUAGGAAUGGAUGCUAGGCAGGUAAAAAGUAGCAGGUGUCUACUGCAGGCAAGUUUGGCCAGCGACCAGGGCCCCGAUGCUAUCCUCCACUUCUGCCCCUUCCCCUCCACUUGCCCCGCCUUCAUCACCACCAGAGUGAAUGCCUGAGGAACCAGGAGCCCAGAAUCCACAGUAGCCUGGAGCCAUGGGCCCUGGGUGGUUAGGCACCCCAGGGCAGUGGUGACCUGGGCAGUACUACCCUCCCACCUGCAGAGAAAGGUACAGGCAGUGCUGUGUCCCAGUGACUGAGGGUACCACGGGCUGUUAGCGGUGAACGCCAAGGAUGCAAUGCCCAGGACAGACCCCG
Phyllostomus discolor (pale spear-nosed bat) is the source of this 3391-nucleotide messenger RNA. RefSeq lists its product as uncharacterized. NCBI's taxonomy places the organism in Eukaryota, Metazoa, Chordata, Mammalia, Chiroptera, Phyllostomidae. Bases 237 to 1187 code for a protein of 316 amino acids. The record is from RefSeq and is a predicted model, not a curated record. The transcript has 3 exons.